AUGAGUGGGAAUCCACAGGUAAAAGCCUCCGAUGCAGAUGCAGGACUCUAUGGCUUUGUUGAAUAUUCUCUUUAUGCUGGAUUCCAAAGCUAUGAAGCACCUCAAUCAUUCCAGAUAGACCCCCAUGAUGGGCAAAUCUGUGUUUCUCAAGAUAUCGACAGGGAAAGGGAUCCAGCCACCUACGAUCUCUUGGUGAAAGCUAAGGAUGGGGGUGGACUCAGCGCCCAAGCUUUUGUUCGUGUGGAACUGGAGGAUGUGAAUGAUAAUGAACCCGUGUUUAACCCGUCAACCUAUGUGACGAGCAUUAGCGGCCAGACCCAGCCAGGCACUGAGAUCAUCAAUGUUCUUGCCUCAGACAGGGAUUCCGGGAUGUAUGGAACAGUGGCUUAUGAGCUUGUCCUCGGAGACCUGUCAUUCCUUUUCACCAUCGACUCCACCACAGGGAUUAUUUACUUAACAUCAACUCUUAGUCAUUUGGAAUCCACCACACUUUUGCUGAUGGUCUGUGCUCGAGAUGGUGGUGGGCUCACAUCUGUCACUAAUGCUGAAGUCACCAUACACAUUCUUCAGACAACUCUGGCACCCACUGAAUUUGAAAGGCCUAAGUAUACUUUCUCAGUUUAUGAAGAUGUGCCUGAAGACAGUCCUGUGGGGACAGUGAAAGCAAAAGAGUCCUUGAAUUCCUCAGAGCCAAUUCUUUAUAGGAUCUCCUCUGGUGAUCUGGACGGAAAGUUCUUUAUUCACCCAUGGCUGGGCACCAUUCGAACCCAGAAGCCUCUGGAUCACGAAACACAGCCCGUGGUUGUGCUCACCAUCCAGGCACAGCUCGGCAGCUCCCCCACCUGCAGCAGCACAGAGGUCAACAUAACUGUCAUCGAUGUCAAUGACAACCGCCCAGUGUUUCACAAAGCCUCCGAUGGGGUUACGAUAUCCCAGAGCACAAUGACUGGCACAGCCUUGUACCACGCCCGUGCAACAGACAAAGACAGCGGGCCCAACGGGGUCAUCCGCUAUGCCAUUGCCAGUCAGAGCCCGAGCAUCUUUUCCGUUGACUCGGGGCUUGGUGUGGUGUACCUCAACGAGAGCCUGGCAGGCGCUGGGCCCCAGGAGUGCACUCUGACCCUCAAGGCCCAGGAUCUCGGCGUUCCUCCUCAGGCAUCCCUGUUAGUGCUGACGGUCAUUAUUGAAAAACAAGAGCAAAACCCGUCUUUAACUUUUGAGCAUUUGGUCUAUCAAGUGGAAGUUAGUGAGUCCCUCUCACUGAUGACCCCGGUCCUGAAAAUCCAGGCCUGCCAGCUUGGCCCACAGCACACACCCCCGCAGCUCCUGUACUCGCUGGAGUCCGGCCCAGACUCGGCUGCGUUUGGCAUCCAUCCUUACACGGGUUGGAUUUAUUUGCGGCGACAGCUCGACUAUGAAUCCACACAAACAUAUAAUUUUAGAGUGUUUGCCUGGAUCCCGGAGGACAGAAUGUCACAAAAUGUGAGCACUUCAGUAAUUGUUCAUGUCCUGGAUGAGAAUGACAAUUCCCCCACCUUCUUGCAUGAUGUCUUGUUUCUGAAAGUCAAGGAGAGUCCUGUUCCCCAAGGGGUAAUAGGCAAAAUUACAGCAAUUGACAGAGAUUCGGGGAAGAAUGGACAGCUGUCAUAUUUCCUUUUGUCUGAUGGAAAAUUCUUCAAGAUGAAUCCUAAUACAGGCGAACUUAUCAGCUGGGUGGCCUUGGAUCAUGAGCAACGGGUGCACCAUCAGGUGACUGUCUUAGUGACCGACCACGGCUCCCAUCCUCGAAACGCCACCGCGCUGGUGUAUGUCUCAGUUACUGACAUCAACGAUAACAGGCCGUAUUUCCCACAGUGCCUCCCUGGGAAGGAAUUACACAUCAAGGUUCUGGAAGGUCAACCAGUAAAUAUGUUGGUUACAACUGUGUUUGCAAAGGAUCUUGAUGAAGGAAACAAUGCAGAAGUUAUAUAUUCAGUAUCUUCAGAGGGUAGUACUGAUCACUUCAAGAUUGAUGCCAACAGUGGUGAAAUAAGAACAACCAGAGUACUUUCCCAUGAUUAUGGACCUUCUUACAGGAUGACUGUAAUUGCCAGAGACCAGGGGGUGCCUCCUCUUCAAGGACAGGCAGUUAUUAAUAUUCAGGUGAUACCACUAUCCAAAGGGAGAGCUCUCAUUUCUCAGAAUAUUAAACACUUAGUUAUACCAGAAAACUCGAAGCCUGCAAAAAUAAUGAGCUUGAUAAAGUCACCUGAUCACCUUCAACAACAUCAUAGUGGAAAGUUACAUUUUAAUAUCGCUGCAGAUGACAAGGAUGGUCACUUUGAAGUCGACAGCUCGACAGGAGACUUGUUCCUCUUUAAGGAACUGGAUUAUGAAAUGACGUCCCAUUAUCUUUUCAGGGUGGUAACUAAAGACCACAGCAGAAACCCUCCCGUGAAUAGCACAGUCUUCCUUAGUGUUGCUGUGGAAGAUCAGAAUGACCAUUCCCCAUCUUUCCGGGAGGAGUUCAUUGUGAUCAGCGUGGAAGAGAAUGCCCCUGUCGGGACUCUGGUGCACGUUUUUAAUGCCAAAGAUGGCGACGGCAGUUUUUUGAACAGUAGAGUACAAUACUUCAUUGAAGCCCACCACCCUGGAGUGAAUCCAUUUCUCAUCCACCCCUCAUUUGGCACUUUGGUCACCGCUUCCCCCCUUGACAGAGAGAGAGUUCCGACUGUUGUCCUGACAGUAACUGCAUCCGAUCAGGCUGUGAAUGUGACAGACCGGCGACUGAGAUCGCUGAUGGCGAAGGUAGUGAUUUUGGAUAUAAAUGACCACAGCCCCACUUUUACAUCUUUCCCCAUCGCCCUUGUCAAAGAGGAUGCCGCGGUGGGCUCCUUGGUGCACCACAUAACUGCUCAAGAUCCAGACGCAGGAAGGAAUGGAAGAGUAACAUUCAGCAUCCUCUCAGGAAAUGAAGAUAUGGCCUUUAUGCUAGAUGAGUCAUCAGGUUUACUAACUACUACUUCGCCUUUGGAUUAUGAGUUAAAAAGUCAGUACAUUCUGACCCUUCUGGCACUGGAUGGUGGCACACCAACACUUUCUUCAUCCCAGACUUUGACAAUUACUGUUCUUGAUGUAAACGAUGAGGCCCCAGUAUUUAAACAGCACCUAUAUGAAGCUUCAGUUAAAGAAAAUCAAAAUCCAGGGGAGUUUGUCACAAGAGUUGAAGCUGUGGACAGAGAUUCAGGAAUCAAUUCCAAGCUUCAGUUUGAAAUCAUGCCAGGUGCUUUAUUCGGGUUGUUCGAGAUAAAUCCUGACACUGGGGAGGUGGUGACAACCACCACCCUUGACAGAGAAGUUCAGGAAGUCCUCACCCUUCGAGUACUUGUACGUGAUGGGGGAGCCCCUGCUCUGUCUGGGACUACAACAAUUCUCUGCACAGUGGGAGAUGAAAAUGAUCACGCACCGGAGAUUAUUGUCCCCAGGCAUGACAUUGAGGUUCUGGAAAACCAAGAGCCGGGGCUUGUCUACACUGUUUUGGCCUCUGAUAUGGAUGCUGGCAAUAAUGGAGCUGUCAGGUAUCACAUAAUUGAUGGAAAUACUGAUGAGUAUUUUGCUAUUAAUGAAACAUCAGGAGAACUCUCAAUCACUCGUGCUUUGGACCGGGAGCAAGUCAGCAACUUCACCCUAGUCAUCCUGUGCUCCGAUCUGGGGGAUCCACCUCGGAGCUCCAUGGUGCAGCUGCAAGUCAGAGUUCUGGACGACAAUGACCACAGUCCUUCCUUCUCCAGGCUCCAUUACCAGGCCUCUGUGAGAGAGGAUGCUCAAGUGGGAACCGUGGUUCUUGUGCUCUCUGCCGUGGACAAGGAUGAAGGCCUGAAUGGGCAAACUGAGUAUUCUCUAGCGGAGGAGGCUUCCGGGGCAUUCACCAUUGAUCCCAUAGCGGGCACAUUGAGAACCAGCCACAUCCUUGACCGAGAAGCCAGAGCUGAGCAUACAUUUAAGGCUGUGGCCAGAGACUGUGGUGUCCAGGGCUCAAGAAGCACCAUGGUGAUCAUAAAAAUACAUGUCACUGAUGUUAACGACAAUGAUCCAGUUUGGGAACAGAACCCCUUUGAUAUUUUUCUUUCCCCCCAGUCACCUACUAACCAGAUGACUGCCAUCCUGAGAGCCAGUGACCCAGACUUGGGGCCCAAUGGAACUGUCAUAUUUAGUUUUGCAGAGCCCCAGUCAGUGUUUUCUAUUAAUGAAUACACAGGAGAAAUUCAACUUCAGCAAAACCCAGCUUCAGAAUAUUUUCCUAUCUGGCUGCAGUUAAAAGUUGUUGACCAAGGGUUCCCAGCUAGGACAACCAAUGGUCUCUUGGUCAUUCACAUGGAAGGAGAAGAUGUAAGGAUUUCCUUCAGCCAGCAUGUGUAUAAUGGGAUUGUGCCUGAAAAUUGUGAGGCAGGUACUUCUAUUGUGACUAUAAAAGCUUUUGCUACUGACUCAGUUCGGGACAACAUUAAAUAUUCAAUUUUUAGUGGAAAUGAAGAUGGAGUUUUUUCCUUGUGCUCCAACUCAGGAGAACUCACUGUGCAAGAACCCAAGUUUCUGGAUUUUGAAGUCAGAAAUGAAGUUCAGCUCAUCGUUUUAGCUGAAAGUAGGGAGCAUAGAGCCUACAGCAAAGUAGCAGUCUUCAUCCAAGAUGUGAACGAUCAUCCACCAUACUUUGGGCAAAGCAUUUACCAAGUAUCAGUGUCUGAGGGCCAGUUCUACAAUGCUCACAUCAUACAGGUUUUUGCCACAGACCAGGACAGUGGGACAAACGGCCUCAUCGAGUAUUCUAUUCUCUCCAGCAACCAAGUACAAGCGUUCCAGAUGGACACACUGAGCGGUGUGCUAACAGCAAGUGCAGUUCUGGAUUAUGAGUACACCAGAGCCUACAGCUUGAUUGUACAAGCCACAGAUAAAGGUAUACCCAGGCUUUCUGGUACAACUGUGAUCAAGAUACAAGUGACUGAUACAAAUGACAAUGCCCCGGCUUUUCUCCCCUCUGAAGCAGUGGAAGUUGCAGAAAAUUCUUUGCCUGGUGUAAUUGUGACUCAGAUAUCAGUUCAUGAUGUGGAUUUGAAUCCAGCUUUCAUCUUCAGUUUCGUCAAAGAGAGUAAUCCUGGAACUAAGUUCGCUAUUGAUCGGAACACUGGGGUAGUGGUGCUAGUGAAAACACUGGACUUUGAAGAAGCUACUGAAUAUGAGCUGCAUAUCCAAAUUUCAGAUUUGGUGCACCACACGGAAGGGACACUCAUUGUCCAUGUGCGGGACGUCAAUGAUAACCCACCAGUAUUUUCUCAAGAUUCUUACCAGGUCACCAUUUCCGAAUCGGUGCCUGUGGGGCACGCAGUGCUGACCGUGGUGGCCACAGAUGUGGAAAGCAACGAGAACAUUUCUUACAGGAUCCUUUCUUCUUCUAAGGCAUUUUCAAUUGAUCCUACAAAUGGCACAGUAUAUACUAUCAAUCCCAUCUUACUUCUGGAUAGAAAAUCAACAAUUCGAUUUCUUGUUGAAGCCAGUGAUGGUGGGAUUCCUGACCUGAAGGCUGUUACCUUAGUGGAGAUAGAAAUACAAGAUGUGAACAAUUAUGCCCCUGAGUUUGCAAUAGAAUAUUAUAAUCUUAGCUUGAGUGAAGACACUCCAAUUGGAAGCACACUUGUCACCUUUACAACUGUUGACCAUGACUGGACCCAUGAAAACACUCAUGUUGAAUAUUCCAUCAUCAGUGGUAAUUCACAGAACAAUUUCUAUGUGGAAACUAGUUUCAUUCAUUCAGAAUAUACUUACAAGCAAGUUGGUUACCUGGUGUUGAUUCACAAUCUGGACAGAGAAACAACCGCCAGUCAUAAGCUUGUCCUUCUGGCAUCUGACCAUGGCUGCCCUCCACUGAGUUCCUCAGCCACUGUGUCAAUAGCAGUACUCGAUGUGGAUGAUAACCCACCUGCAUUCAGCAGUCUGGAAUAUCAUGCCCACAUCAAGGAAGGUACCCCUCGAGGGAGCCCCAUCACUGUGGUCUCAGCAAGUGACUGUGAUGUGGCUUCACAUGCAGAAAUCGUCUACCAUCUAAUCUCUGGAAAUGAGAAGGGGCAUUUUCACUUAGAAGAAAAAACUGGAGUUCUUUAUUUGAUUAAACCUUUGGAUUAUGAAGAAACGAUAAAAUUUACUUUAACUCUCCAAGCUUCAGAUGAAGAAAAGAAGCAGUUUUCUUUUGCAGUUGUGUUUGUCAAUGUCCUGGAUGAUAAUGACCAUGCACCUCAGUUUAUGUUCCCAAACUUGAACUGUGCUGUUCCUGAAAAUCUUCCUGUUUUCUCCACCAUAUGUUCUGUAAAUGCUUUGGAUUUUGACACGGGUCCUUAUGGAGACUUGACCUAUUCUAUAGUUUCACCCUGUUCUCUCCUUCAUGAGAUGCCGCAUGAUCAUGACCUCUUCCUCAUUGACCCCUUAUCAGGGGAUAUUCGUGCUCAGCAAGUCCUUGACUAUGAACAUGACAAAAAAUACUGCCUCACAGUUCAGGCCAAAGACAAGGGUGACUCAACAGCCUUCUUAAUGGUUUGGGUGGACAUUGAAGGGAUAGAUGAGUUUGAACCCAUUUUCACUCAGGAUCAAUAUUUUUUCAACCUCCCAGAAAAGAGUAAUGUAAGACAAUUGAUUGGCAGAGUGGAAGCAUCAGAUGCAGAUGCUGGUAUUGAUGGAGUUAUUCUUUACUCCCUUGAAACUCCAUCUCCCUUCUUUUCAGUAAAUAAAACUAAUGGAAAUAUUUAUUUAAGUGGAGCCCUUCCCCUAAUAAAAAGUCAAGUCAGCAAAGAAGACACCAUCGAAAUGAAAAUAAUUGCUCGUAGCCCCAAACCGGACUCCAAGUUUACAUCUUGUACUGUUUUUGUGAAUGUGUCUUUUUCCUUGGAAGGAAAACACUCCACAGAAUCAGCUAGCAGCUUUUUGAUCAGUCUCACUGUCUCCUUUUUAGUGUUUUUGUUACUUGUCUUCAUUCUAAUUGUACUUAUUUUAAGACAUAAACAAAAAGAUGCAAUAAACAAUUUUGAAGAAAAGAAAACAUCAUCAUCCUUAGAUAUCAGUGUGAGACCGACCAGGGAUGCCAGCACCCUGAAACCCUUCCAAAAAACUAAUGAGAGUGAUAAUGAGGUAGUGCCCGUGGACUCCAUGCCUGAAUGGUUGAGUUUAACAAGAAUUAUGGAGAAGGACAUUGCACAUCUGUACAGGCACUCAAACUCCCGUGGUCACUAUUCUGUGGAAGGAGAAACUGCAGAAGAUAAGGAAAUCCAGAGGAUAAAUGAGCACCCUUACAGAAAGGACUCUGACUCAGCUCUGAGUGAUCGGGAGUCCAGGGUGCCAGACUCCGGCAUUCCAAGGGAAUCAGACCAGCUCUCUUGUUUGUCUGGGGAAACUGAUGUGGCGGUCACUGCUGAAACAGCAGAAACCAGCCAUACAUUUGAGGAAGGAGAUCAAGGACAGGGCUGUGACACUACCUAUGUUCAAAAUAACAUCUUACUCCAGCCUCUAAAGAAGAGAGAGGGAAAAGUAGGCAUCCUGGCUGAUGUCAGAAAAGAGGCCGUCUUUAUUUCAGGUGAUCAGGAAGCAGGAUGCGCAGCUCUUUCAACCCAGAGAAACUCUGAUCAUGAUGUAAGAGGCAACUAUCACUGGGAUUAUCUCCUCAGUUGGGAACCCAAGUUCCAACCUCUUGCAUCAGUAUUUAAUGAUAUUGCAAAACUAAAGGAUGAGCACUUACAUAUGCCUGGCAUUCCAAAGGAGAAGAAAUCUUUUGUUUUUCCACCACCUUUGAUAACAACAGUAGCCCAGCCCGGGAUUAAAGCAGUUCCACCAAGAUUGCCAGCCAUAACCCUGGGGCAGGGACUUCGGAAAUACCCACACUCCCCCAUUCGCUAUCAUCAAAGUUCUCUGCCGAAAGCCAUGACGCCCAGUUUUUCUCCAUCCCUUUCUCUGUUGACCACACAGACCCCUGCCAUAACCCCGCUGCUGUCAGAUGGAGAGUUAUUAGGAACACAUCUGAGUGGUACAUGCCAUGAACCUAAAGCAGCAGAUGAAGCUCAAAUAUAAAACAAUUGUGAUGUCAAGCACCUGCUCUCCAUUGGUCAUGAAUGAUUGGACAAAACAUUCCUAAGUGAGCUCCUUGAGAUUGGGUUCAUUUAUCUAUGAGUGAGGGAUAUAAUUUAGUCUAGGUUUUGAGAACCCUCUCACUUAAGUUUGGAGAAUUUGUUUCAGUCUUAAUGAGAAGUUACCCUGUCUUUUAACCUUUAUGUUUUGCUCUCAGGACUCAAGUUUGUAUAUAUUAAAUAGUGUAUAUUCUGUCACACUUGGUCUUCUGUAUGGUUAGAUUUCCAAAGGACACAGUGAACUUGGCUGACUGCCAAAACGUUUAUAUGAAAAUAAAUGGAAAUAAAGUAUACUGUAUUCUGGUCACUUUACUGCUGAUGAUUCUGCUAUUUAUAAAACAAAUUAGUAAAGACUGAAUAAAAAAUGAGUGUAGGAUAAAAAGUAGCAGAGAGGGGAAAUUUGGAAGGAUAAACAAGUUGUAAAGUGAAGCAGUUUUCUGCAGAUCUGAAAUACUUGGAGAUGCGUUUCCCCAUUUUCCCCAUAAGCCACACUUGGGGAGUUUAGCCAUAAUUUGAAUUUACUAUGGUGUCUUUUGGAAAUCUAAUGAGAAAUUAAGAAUGAAAUUUGUCAUACCUCUGUGCCAAAUAAGAAAAUUAUUGUUGAUUAAAUGAACCAGAAAUGCAUGUUCUUAAUGGAGAGCCAGUAUUGAUAAAAGCAAUAAUGUGUGGUUGGCUGCCACUGAAGACGUAUUUCCUUGGCCUUCUUUACAAAUAAAAUGAUUUUUUUUUCAAUGCUCUGUCUUGUAACAUGGUACGGGUACAGACACUAAACUCUGAAGAUUAAUUUGUGUAUAUUUCUUCAUUUUAUUUUCUUCUACAUUCAGUAACUUUUGGUGAGAAAUAAUUUAUCCACUCAAUGUCAGUUUAAAAAUUUUCACUCAGAUAAAAUUAUGUUAUUUGCUAAUAAUAAAUUUCAUAGAGUAACGUAGCAAUAUAUUUUUAAUGAAGAUUUUUUUAUAUAAAUACUCCUACUCUAAAAGUUAAGAAUGGAUGUCAGAAGUCUUUCUACCAUUUGUUUAUACUCUUAUUUAGCUUCAACUGUCACUAAGCGGAACAGUUUGGCAACAUGGUUAAAAUAAUUCUAUUUUGUACAACUAUGGUUUCAGAAAUAUAGUGGUACUGUGUGGUGCACAUAUAUAUAUGUAUAUAUAAAAUGCUAUCUCCUUCUGUUUGGUGAGCCUGAGAAUCUGUCAGAGAUUCUUAUCCCUUCCAAGAAAGCAGAGCACAUCCUGAUGAGGCUGGUCCAAAAGUCAUCCAUGGUAGGCAACGUGGCCAGGCUUUGGAGUAAGAGUUUAGGAUUCUAAUGUCGAGUCUAGAGGGCAUCUGGUGUAGUUUUCUUAGUAGUUAGUGUGGGAUUCAGCUAUAGGAAUAUUUCCUUUAUGUUUUCUUUCAGUAGUCCUAUCUGUAAAUUUAUGUGGGAUGACUAAUGUCUCUUUACUGAAAAACAUUUUAGGAUGCCAUGUUUGAUAUCUAGUUUUGUAGAUAAAUAAUUCUAAGAGUUCCUAUGCUGAUUUUUAUCAAAUAUAUAUUAGAAACUGUAUGAAACAUGAAGGUUUUUGGAGAAGCCUGGAAUCCUAGGGAAAGUGAUUUAGGCAUGGAACGCUUAAAUAUUAAAGGAUGAAUGCAUGUUUCUCUUUUUCUUCAUGGCAUCCGGAGAAGAAGAUUUCAUGGUUUUUCUAAAAAAAAUAAUUAUUAUUACAGCGUUCCAAUGUUUAUUCUCUCUUUGAUUUUCUUCGAAAGAUUCCUUUGAGCAUACGAAGAAAUGCUAUAUUGAUUUUCUUUUCUAAUUAUACAUGGAAGUUUUGUUUUGCAACAGAAUUAUUUCUAGGAAGCAAGAACAUUUUGUUGUUUUUAAUUAAACAGGUUAUUCAUUACUUAUGCUUAAAAAGCUAUCUAUCUAACUCUUCUGUAAGUUAUUUGCCAGUGAUUUUAUUCCUCAUUCUGGACACGAUUCUGCAUUUUUUUCUAGACAUUUAAUAAAAACAGAAGACAUGAAGAAUUUAGAGCUAUUCUUUACCAACAUCUAGUGGAUUUUUAAUUGAUGACUUUAUUAAUACAGUAUCCAAAGCCACACCACUGCCAAACGACUAUUACAGUAGGGUUGAGAGUAAAAAUGUGAACAUGCUGGUUAAGUGUUUGCAGUAAAUCAUAUGUCAGCCCUUUCAACUAGAGUGCUUUUUUCCUGAGUAAACAAUAUAAUUUGUACAGUUUUCCUUCAAGUUUAAUAUUAACUUGCCUCAUAUGUUCUGUGUUACUUUGCUGAUCUACACACCAGCUUUAGCACUCUGGAGGGGGUACAGAACUUGUUAGUGGAAAAUCAUAUUAAGCCCCAAAUUCAUAAGCUAUAAAAUAAAAGACAGUUGUCUCUUGUGGAAUUUUGCCUGCCUGAAAUUCUGGACUUUCUCGUUGGCAGCCUUAAAAAUACUGGUGUAAAUCAGGACCAAAUGGAUAUCAAAAUUCCAUGUCCUAGUAGUAAUCAUGGAGUUAGCUUCCAAAACAGAUUCCCAGGCAAAGAAAAGGAAAAAUGCAGCAUCUUUAGGGAUUUGAUCAUUUAACUGUUCUUUAAAAAUAUUAUAAUGCACUGUAAACUACCAGCUGCUUACAGGUGUGCACACUUGGUCCAUGAUAGAUGUCCUUGUGAGACAGGGCUUGUGUUUCUCCGCACAUUUACCCUCAGUUUCAGAGUCCCCCUUUCUGUGUUUUCCAGAAGUUAUGGUGAUGAAAAUUAAUUAUUAAUUUAAAAAUUAUUUCCAUCCAAACAUGUUUUGUUACUUUUGUUUUGACCUUUUACACAUACCUUCUCUUUAAGUUAAAAAAAAAGCAAGACAUAACUAAGAGGAUCUAAGAUAUUAACCCACUUCAGAGCAAUGAAGGAUAUGGAUGGCUAGUGGAUUCUCACAUGAUGUCAUGGAUAAGCUCAUUGGGUUUAUUUUCAUUGAGCUCGAAACUAUAAAGCUAUCUGUUUGGUCAUAGCUGGAGAGUUUGUAUGGAUAAUCAUUCUGUCCAAGAGGGAUGCCAGGACCAGGAAAGUUGCAGAAGUGUUGCUUAUGACCCAAACCAAGCAUUCCAGUGUGAGUCACUGAAAGUAGCUUUCAUCCAUUGUAAAGAUGGAGGGAGAGAAGGAGGAAAGGAGAGAAGGAACAAAGGACAGAAGAGAAAAGAGAGGAUCAAAUCUGAAAAGGAAUAGUUUAGGGCAUGGGUAAAGAAAUACAAGAAGGCAAAAGGGUAAGGACCUGUAAAAAGAAAUUUUUAAGUGUAAAGAUUUUGCUGAGUCACUUGCCCUUCCUGGUUCGUCCUGUUGAGGAACCUCUCUCUUUUUUAAGGAAUUUCUUUUCUCCUUCUUAUCUGCUCCUCUCAGGUCUCUCCCUCCAUCAUCUGAAAAUUUAGGUUUAUCAAGCUGUGAACCUAAAGCUAGGCGACAAUGAACUAGAAUGCAUUUGACAAUAGCACUUGAAUUUGUUGUGGGAUGGGUUUGGUUUUUUUUCUUUUUGGUGAAUUAAAGAAUUAAA
This is a messenger RNA of Orcinus orca (killer whale), 11650 nucleotides long. It is a transcript of the gene DCHS2, whose product is annotated as dachsous cadherin-related 2. The transcript is spliced from 20 exons. The record is from RefSeq and is a predicted model, not a curated record. NCBI's taxonomy places the organism in Eukaryota, Metazoa, Chordata, Mammalia, Artiodactyla, Delphinidae. Bases 1 to 8085 code for a protein of 2694 amino acids. Gene Ontology annotation, biological process: homophilic cell-cell adhesion. Gene Ontology annotation, cellular component: cell-cell junction; plasma membrane. Gene Ontology annotation, molecular function: calcium ion binding.